Molecule: messenger RNA, 381 nt
Organism: Fusarium verticillioides 7600
Lineage: Eukaryota; Fungi; Ascomycota; Sordariomycetes; Hypocreales; Nectriaceae
Exons: 1
Coding region: 1-381 (126 amino acids)
Source: RefSeq, a predicted model, not a curated record
AUGUGGCACACCGACGGCCACUCAUGGUGGUCCUCAGUCACCAGCAGCCACCUGGUCGACCUAGAGACCGCCUGGGGAGCAGACCGACUCUGGCGUUUUGACCUCUUUGACUUCGACAACAACAUAUAUAUUGCAGAAGGGCAGUACGCCUCCGGCUGCCCUCGCCAGGCGGGUUACGAUGUCUACGGUGUCAUGGAUAGAAUAUGCGAACUGGAAGAAGAAGAGAAAGAGGAAGAGCGGCUUCGCCGAGUCAAUAACCUUCGAAAGGCUAGAACCCUUGCACGAGAGCUAGUCCCCUGUGGCAGUCAUCUCCAACUGUAUCAGCCAGACAUGCUUCAGAAUUCCCGAAUUCAUGGACUACCUGGACAUUCAAGAAGAUGA